Molecule: messenger RNA, 2412 nt
Organism: Leptidea sinapis
Lineage: Eukaryota; Metazoa; Arthropoda; Insecta; Lepidoptera; Pieridae
Product: solute carrier family 22 member 21-like
Exons: 8
Coding region: 223-1815 (530 amino acids)
Biological process (GO): transmembrane transport
Cellular component (GO): membrane
Molecular function (GO): transmembrane transporter activity
Source: RefSeq, a predicted model, not a curated record
UUUCUGUUAAAUUAAGCGUAUAUUUAAUUUGAGAGUAAAUAAGGGUUUAGGCGUACAGUUUUCAAGUUCAAUUUAGUUAAAUAGCUGUGAAGUUUAUCUUUUAUGAUAAUAAAUGCCAUGCCUAACCUAACACUGAAGUUAGAUUUGUACUGAUUUACAUUAUAUGUAUGUGUUUAUGAAUUUUGGACAUAAAUAAGUUUGGGUGAUUGAUAAUCGCUGAAAAUGAAGGCAGAAGAGCCACGUGUACAGUUAGAUGAGGUGCUUGGUAGUCUGGGAGGGAUUGGCAGACACCAGAUUAUCACGUUGGGCAUGUUAGCGCUGGUGUACGCCACCAACUCCAUGUACAAUGUGAACUACGUAUUCGCAGUCGAAGAUGUCAACUACAGAUGUAAAAUCCCUCAGUGCGACUCAAACAACUCGUUCUCUGCGGAGUGGUUCCUGGUGACACAGUCGACAACAGACUCCGAGGACAUCAGGCAAUGCAGCACACACCCGCCGCUGGAUGCAGACUGUUCCGCCUUCAACAACAAUUUAACAGAGACCUGCACCGAAUGGAUCUAUGACAUCCCAGACAGCUUUGUUGCUGAGUUUGGGCUGGCGUGUCAGGAUUGGAAGCCUCCUCUGGUGGGCACGGUACACAGCUUCGGUUGUAUGGUGGGUUUGCUGCUGCAAGGCCAGAUAUCAGACAGAUUCGGCCGCAAGACAGCGGCAGUAUUCGCAGGGACAAUGGGAGCUAUUCUGGGAAUCACAAAGAGUUUCUCCGCGUCCUUCUGGAUGUACGUCACGUUGGAGGGCCUUGAGGCUGCCAUAGGAGACGCGCUUUCACCCAUAUUCAUGCUCAGUAUUGAGUUCGUGGAGAAGAAACGCGCCGUGCUCUUCCAAAUGAUACUCUUGAACUGUUACACCGGCGGUCUGAUACUAAUGCCGUUCAUCGCCUGGGCUGUUCCUUACUGGAGACACUUCCUACGAGUCAUUUACGCACCAACACUCCUUAUUCUCUUUUACUCAUUAUUUCUUGACGAGAGCAUCCGCUGGCUCUUCAGUAAAGGACAAACACAGAAAGCUAUUAAGAUAAUCGAGAAAAUUGCAAAACGAAAUGACGUAUCUGUAAAUAGAGUAAUGUUGAAUAAACUUGAUUACGUGGACGAGGAAAAAUUCAGUGACAGGAAAUUGUUAAUGAAGACGUUUAGGUCUAAAAUAAUGAUGAAACGGUUCCUGGUGUGUACGGUAUGGUGGCUGACGAUCACGUUGAUCAACUACGGCAUGAUGAUCAGCUCGGUGCUGAUAGACGGCAACAAGUACAUCAACUUCGCGUUGCUAAUGAUGAUGGAUAUACCAGCGAACGUGUUCUAUUGGGUGGCGUUAUCCAAGUACAAGCGAAAGAUGCCCUUGGUGGUCUCGUUCAUAGUCGGCGGAGUGUUUUGUGUCUCGCAGCCGUUCAUGCCGAAGGGUUAUGCUUGGGUCGGACUGCUGCUCUUCAUGGCGUUCGAGACCCUGGCGACCUUCUCGUACAACAUCGUGUACAUGUACACCUCGGAACUGUUCCCUACCUACACCCGCAACUCGAUGCACGCCAUCUGCUCUGCUGUGGGUCGAGUCGGCUCCUUACUAGCCCCGCAGACGCCGCUGUUGAUGACGUACUGGGUUGGUCUUCCAGCUCUUAUAUUUGGGGUAUCAUCACUGCUAUCCGGAGUGCUCACACUGUUCAUGCCCGAAACUGCAAACAUACAGCUACCAGACACCGUGGAUGAAGCUGAAGCCAUCGGGAAACCUCUCAUCAAAGAAACCAGAGAAGAACUUAAGGGCCUCACUUAACAGAUAGACGACAUAUGAGUGACCUCAGAAUAUUUACUUCAUAAUAAUGAAUUUGAUACGUUUCGAGUAUUGUAACCAUUAAAGUUUACAUAGUAAAUAGGUAAUAAUUUUCGAAGUUGUCAAUAUAAAACUGUAUGAAUAAUAAGUUACUAAGAACACAGGCUUAGUCCUUAAUCUUCCAUUUAUAAUGCUGAAAAUAAUUAUAUCUUAUUUACUUUAUCAAUUUUGUUUUUUGACAACAUUAAUAGAGUUCACCAGUGGCUCCUUUGCACAUGAUGCCAGCUAUAUUAUGGGUACCACCACAAUGGCUCCUGUUUCUACCGUGAAGCAGUAAUGUGUAAACAUUAUUGUGUUUAGGUCUGAAGGGCGCCGUAGCUAGUGAAAUAACUGGGAAAAUGAGACUGCACAUCUUAUGUCUCAAGGUGACGAGCGCAGUUGUAGUGCCACUCAGAAUUUUUUUGACAUUAUACAUUGCACAACUGGGAAGAGACUUAACCCCAUGUCAAGGGCUAUCCUAGUUUGGGGGACGAGGGUAAUUUUAAGCAAAAUUGUAUUUUCUUUUAGCAAAAAAUAAAGAUUAAUUAUUAUAUUAUUAUA